GCAUCAUUCUCAUCGGUCAGACCAGUUGUGCAUGACGCUGAAACGUUGACGCCAAAAGUUCCUGUUGCUUUGUCUUCUUUCGCUGUUAAGCAUCAUGUGUUCUUCAUCGAAAGGCCAUGUCUGGUGGUGGAUUGCGGCACUGAGUGUACUCGUUGAAAUAUUGGUCUUUACAGCCUCACAAAAAGUUAAUGUUCCAUCUGGGGAUGAGAGGAACGUUGCUCUAAACAGACCGUGCAAUCAAAGUUCAGAUUUUGACCCCAACAAGGGUCUUUGCAAUAUGGCUCUAAAUGGUAGACAUGGGGAUUAUUCUGGAGACGGAGACUGCAUCCAUACUCAAUUGGACGAACAGAACUCUUCCUUUUCGGUGAAUUUAGGACCAAACAUUUAUAUUCACAAGAUCAUCAUCGUCGGACGCCCUAGCUUUAAUCACAGAAAUGGAAACAUGCAUGUCUACUUGGAUGGAGAAAACUUUACAACUUUCAUCCAAAAUGACUCAAGACAUGAAUAUACCUUUGAUUCAAGGGAAGUUCGAAAAGUAGAAAUUGUAACACUCAAGAGAUUUGGAAUACAAGGCGACCAGAACACAGGAGUAUUAAACAUAUGCGAGGUGUACGUUUACGUUUGCAAUCCUGGAAAGUGGGGAGAUGACUGCCUGAAUGACUGUGGAGAGGGAUGUAAGGACGGAGUGUGCAACAAGACUAAUGGGCAUUGUACUUGUACAUCAACAGAACUGGUGCCGCCACUGUGUAGAGAUUGCAAUCUUGGCAAGUGGGGAAAAAACUGCGAGAAUGACUGUGGAGUUGGUUGUGAAGGAGAAACAUGCAACAAGGCUGACGGGUCUUGUGAAUGUCAACCAGGCUGGGGUGGUACAAAGUGUGACGGUCGACCAUGCGAAUGUGGAGAAGAAUGCACAACAAGUAGAAAAUACAUUUUCGCUGAUAUCCCCCGUAAAGUAAACGUCGCAAUAGGUAAACCAUCAAAGGCAAGUACAAUUAAAAAAAUAGACAAUGAUGAUUCAUGCCUUGCCAAUGAUGGCUACUUAUCAACAUCAGAACUCACCACAUGUAUGUCUACUGCUGAAGGCGAUCCUGCUCCUUUCUGGGAAGUCGACCUGGGUGGAAACUAUGAAAUUGCUGGAAUCAACAUCGACUUUGACGAUGACAAAAUGAACUUGAAGUCAGGAAUCAGCAUUUUAUUGGAUGGUAAAGAGAUUUUUGUUACCAAUGAUGAAACAACUGAUCCAGCUUAUAUUCCCAACAAUAGGAACAGAAAUUGGACUGGACAAGUUUUGAAGCUGCAGAGAAAAGGUCCUCGUGUAGAUCCACUAAUGAUAUGCGAAGUCGAAGUGUUCAAUUGCCUGCCAGGAUUUUUUGGCUAUGAAUGCGAAGGAAUCUGCGAGAAACCAGUUUGCGACAAUGCGAGAUUUUGCAGCCGUAUAGAUGGGUCAUGCCCUAAGACGGAUGAAGUUAAAGAGACCAGUGACUGUUCUCCGUUGAUCCUUGUAGCGGGUUAUGUCGUUGGCUUUCUCAUCAUCUCACUCUUCAUCUUUGCUGCAAAGGUUAUUCCGUACAAAAAGAAGUCUAAACCUAAAGCUGUGAAGAAGGAAGCUGAAGGUGAUAAAGAAGAGGAAAAAACUGAAGGGGAAGGAUCUGGAUCUGGAUCUGGAGGUGAUAAAGUGGAAUCGCAAAGUGAAAGCGGAAGUGGAACUGAUGAGAAAGAAUCUCAGAUGUAAGGGGGAUGACAAAAACGUGUUACCUCUGAUGUGAGGACGUUUUGCUUUUUACAAUUGAUGUUGUACUUAAAAAUGUUGCACAUUUUUUUAUGAAAC
Pomacea canaliculata is the source of this 1828-nucleotide messenger RNA. RefSeq lists its product as uncharacterized. The coding region runs from base 95 to 1732 and encodes 545 amino acids. The transcript is spliced from 13 exons. NCBI's taxonomy places the organism in Eukaryota, Metazoa, Mollusca, Gastropoda, Architaenioglossa, Ampullariidae. The record is from RefSeq and is a predicted model, not a curated record.